AUGCCAGCCACGAACCUCCUGCAGGGCAAGACAGCCAUCAUCACCGGCGGCACCACAGGCAUCGGCCGCGCCAUCGCGCUCGAGUACGUGCGCCAGGGCGCCAACGUCGUCGUAAACCACCUCGACCUUGAGCGCGACCGCCCACACCUGGACUCGCUCCUCCUCUCGGCCGCGCGCCUCCGGACCACCUCACCCGAUGGCACGGCCGGCAGACUAACACACCUCGCGGGCGACGUGACAGACCCAGCAACCGGCACCGCCCUCGUCGCGCACGCCGUCGCCUUAUCCGGCACCAACCGCCUCGACAUCUGCGUCAGCAACGCCGGCAUCUGCCAGUUCGCCGACUUCCUAACCCUAACCCCAGACCUGCUCAGCCAAACCAUACGCACCAACCUCGACGGGGCCUUCUACAUCGCACAAGCCGCGGCGCGACAAAUGGCCCACGGCCAAUCCCCGCCAGGCGGCUCCAUUAUCGCCGUAAGCUCCAUCUCGGCGCUCGUCGGCGGCGGCGAACAAACCCACUACACGCCCACGAAAGCGGGCGUGCUAUCACUGAUGCAGAGCUGUGCCGUCGCGCUGGGGAAACAUGGGAUUCGCUGCAACGCCCUGCUGCCGGGCACAGUGCGCACGCAGCUCAACGAGGAGGACCUCGCUGACGACGCGAAGAGGCAGUACAUGGAGGGCCGGAUCCCGCUCGGCCGCACGGGCGUGCCGCACGACCUGGCCGGCCCGGCCGUCUUCCUCGCCUGCGAUGAGCUGAGCGGCUAUGUUACGGGCGCGCAGCUGCUGGUCGAUGGCGGCUUGUUCGUCAAUUUGCAGUAG
This is a messenger RNA of Anthostomella pinea, 822 nucleotides long. The record is from the annotation of a GenBank genome assembly. NCBI's taxonomy places the organism in Eukaryota, Fungi, Ascomycota, Sordariomycetes, Xylariales, Xylariaceae.